Bombina bombina (fire-bellied toad) is the source of this 6278-nucleotide messenger RNA. It is a transcript of the gene AGPAT2, whose product is annotated as 1-acylglycerol-3-phosphate O-acyltransferase 2. Lineage: Eukaryota; Metazoa; Chordata; Amphibia; Anura; Bombinatoridae. Gene Ontology annotation, biological process: phosphatidic acid biosynthetic process. Gene Ontology annotation, molecular function: 1-acylglycerol-3-phosphate O-acyltransferase activity. The record is from RefSeq and is a predicted model, not a curated record. The coding region runs from base 2297 to 3127 and encodes 276 amino acids. Gene Ontology annotation, cellular component: membrane; endoplasmic reticulum. The transcript is spliced from 6 exons.
CUGUCUCCUCCUCCACCCCGGAGCUUUACCGCCCCCUGUCAGACUUAGCCCGCCUCGCGGCCUGAGGCCUCUGCCUCCUCCUUUCCCUGGAGCUAUACCACCUCCCUGCCCUCCUCUCUGUCUCCUCCCUGCCCUCCUGUCAGUUCCAGCCCUCCUCUGUCUCCUCCCCCCCAUGCUCUUCCGUGAAAUGUCAUGCCAUUGCCAGUGGCUUGUGUGCGAGACAAGACUUCACCCGUGGACAUUUCCUGACAAUCUGCACUGCCAGAGUCUGCUGGUGAAGAUACAGGUCCACGUGGUGUCCCCUAACCUGUCCUGUUUUACUUGUACAUCUAAUAAUUCCUUACCUGUUCUGUCUUUCCAGUGGCCUCAACCUGUCCUGUCCCUCUUGUGCAUUUAUAUUCUAACUGGUCUGUUCUACCAAUACAUCUAAUAGUCCUUAACCUGUUCUACUUGUGCACCUAGUAGCCCUUUACCCUUCUGCAUAUCUAGUAGCCCCUAACUUGUGCCCCCUCUGCAUCUAGAAGCCCCUCACCUGUGCUACUUGAGCAUCUCUUACCCCCUAACCAGUUAUGUUCUACUAAUGCAGAAAACAUCUCCUAACCUGUGUUACCUGUGCAUCUAGUAGCCUGUCCUGUCAUUUCAGUAGCUAACCAGUCCUGUUCUACCAGUGUAUCUAGUUACCCUUUACCUGUCCUGUCUGUGCAUCUAGUAGCCCUUUACCUGUCCUGUCUGUGCAUCUAGUAGCCCUUUACCUGUCCUGUCUGUGCAUCUAGUAGCUCUUUACCUGUUCUGUCUGUGCAUCUAGUAGCCCUUUACCUGUCCUGUCUGUGCAUCUAGUAGCCCUUUACCUGUCCUGUCUGGGCAUCUAGUAGUCCUUUACCUGUCCUGUCUGUGCAUCUAGUAGUCCUUUACCUGUCCUCUCUGUGCAUCUAGUAGCCCUUUACCUGUCCUGUCUGUGCAUCUAGUAGCCCUUUACCUGUCCUGUCUGUGCAUCUAGUAGCCCUUUACCUGUCCUGUCUGUGCAUCUAGUAACCCUUUACCUGUCCUGUCUGUGCAUAUAGUAGCCCUUUACCUGUCCUGUCCGUGCAUCUAGUAGCCCUUUACCUGUCCUGUCUGUGCAUCUAGUAGUCCUUUACCUGUCCUGUCUGUGCAUCUAGUAGCCCUUUACCUGUCCUGUCUGUGCAUCUAGUAGCCCUUUACCUGUCCUGUCUGUGCAUCUGGUAGUCCUUUACCUGUCCUGUCUGUGUAUCUAGUAGCCCUUUACCUGUCCUGUCUGUGCAUCUAGUAGUCCCUAACCUGUUAUACAUGUGCGCCCCUUACCCCCAACCAGUCCUGUUUUACCUGUGCAUCUCUUACCCCUAGCCUGUCCUUUUAUAUAUGCACUUACUUACUACUUGUGCAACUAUUAGCCCCUAACCUGUCCUACCUAUGCAUUAGGUCAUAACCUGUCCUCUGUCCCACUCCCUAUGCCCCUUAACCUGUGCCCUAAGCUAAAACCUGCGCGUUGCCACAUGUACCCCAUGUAAUGCCAUUGUGUGGCUAGUCCACCCUCUUACCAUUUGACUUUGCAAAUAAGAAGCUGUGCCCCCCUACUCCUUGCCCCUCCCUACUGCUCUUGCCUGUUCUGCUACUUACCUACUGAUACUGAGGCCUGCUGCUCUUGCCACUAGAGUGCACAGUUCUGCUACUUACCUACUGAUACUGCUACUUACCUACUGAUACUGAGGCCUGCUGCUCUUGCCACUAGAGUGCACAGUUCUGCUACUUACCUACUGAUACUGCUACUUACCUACUGAUACUGAGGCCUGCUGCUCUUGCCACUAGAGUGCACAGUUCUGCUACUUACCUACUGAUACUGCUACUUACCUACUGAUACUGAGGCCUGCUGCUCUUGCCACUAGAGUGCUCAGUUCUGCUACUUACCUACUGAUACUGCUACUUACCUACUGAUACUGAGGCCUGCUGCUCUUGCCACUAGAGUGCACAGUUCUGCUACUUACCUACUGAUACUGCUACUUACCUACUGAUACUGAGGCCUGCUGCUCUUGCCACUAGAGUGCACAGUUCUGCUACUUACCUACUGAUACUGCUACUUACCUACUGAUACUGAGGCCUGCUGCUCUUGCCACUAGAGUGCACAGUUCUGCUACUUACCUACUGAUACUGCUACUUACCUACUGAUACUGAGGCCUGCUGCACUCACUUGCCCCCUCUCUUCCUAUCUUGCUUUAGCCCCUUUUCAUUUCUUUCCUCCUGGAUAUAUUUUUCCUGCACGUUGCGCUGGGCAGGACACGCCAUGGACUAUUGGUGGAUAUUGUGCAUUAUCAUGCUGCUGGUCGUACCCCUCGUUUUUUUGGAACUAAGCGACAGCUUCAAAUUUCACUUCAAAAUUGUGUCCUACUGCGUCCUAUGCACCGUCCUGUCUUCAUUGGCAGCUCCGGUUUGUCUGCUUAAAAGCCGUGGCAGAAAUGUUGAAAAUAUGAGGGUAAUUAGCGCUUUCGUGCGGACGAUUAAGUACUUUUAUGGAUUGCGGUUUGAAGUGAAGGGUAUGGAGAAUUUUCAGAUUGAGGGUCCAUGUGUCAUCAUCUCGAACCACCAGAGCAUCUUAGACAUGAUGGGGUUGAUGGAGAUUUUGCCAGAUCGUUGUGUGCAGAUCGCAAAGAAGGAAUUGCUGUUUGCUGGUCCUGUUGGUCUCAUCACCUAUCUCGGAGGGGUAAUUUACAUCAACAGAAAACGUACAAGUGAUGCUAAGUCUGUAAUGGCCGGUGUUGCACAAGCCAUGAUCAAUGACAAUUUAAAAGUCUGGAUAUAUCCUGAAGGAACCCGCAAUAACAGUGGUGACCUCCUGCCGUUCAAGAAAGGUGCUUUCCACCUUGCACUACAAGCCAAGGUUCCGAUAAUUCCGGUUGUUUAUUCGUCCUUUACCAGCUUUUAUAAUAAAGAGAAGAAUCUGUUCACAGGAGGUAGGAUCAAAGUUGAAAUCCUUCCAAAAAUCGAAAUAUCCGACUUGCAAGAUAGUGACAUCACUGAAUUGGUAGAAAGCUGCCAUAAGACCAUGCGGGAGGUCUUUUUCAGGAUCUCAAACAUAUCCCCCCAGGAGAAUGGGCCGAGCACCUGUAAUCAUUAGACCUCUUCCCUUACAGUGUUGUGGACCUAACUUAUUAGGCACCAUAGAACAACAGAGCUGUAUAUUGCGUUUCCUUUGAGCAAUGGACUUUGUUCUUUAAAAAAAAGACUUUACCAAUCAAAUUGCCAGAUAUUAUUGUCUUCUGGGCCAAUGGUUCUUAUUGUAUUUGCAGCCAUUACAUUAUUAAUACUGAAUGCACUGGGUAACAAUUUAUUUAUUUUACAGUCCUUAGGUUAUAAUAAAAAAUGUCUGUUCUUAAUCAUUACUACGGUAUAUGUUUUGGUUUCGCAAAAAAUAUCCAAUGUUGUUAUUUUUGUAAAAAAAAUAGUAUAUAUUAAAAAGUUAACUCCCAUAUUUUUUUUAAAAAAAAGAUGUUUUUAAAAAUAUAUUUUAAAUUACUGUAAAACCAGCUGUGAGAUAUUACAGUAUAUUUUUUGUUCUGUGUAUAUUAGAACGUAUUUCCAGUAUGAUUAUUGGUGGAACUCAUUGUGAUUUUGAAAAUAUUUGCAAUUUUUUUGUACUUUAAAAUAUAAAUCAGAGAAUAGAAAGAUAAAGUGAUCUUAUAUUAUUAUGUUUAAAGUAACAUAUCGUUAGUAUAUACACGUAUUUUAUUUUGUGUUUAUUAAGAAAGGAAUUUUGUAGUAAACUGGCCAACUGACCAAUGCGGUGUGAGAUAGAUCAGCAAUUUUAAAAUGUUAGUAUGUUGUAUUAAUCUAUCUAUAUAUCUAUCUAUUGAUAUAGAUAAACGGAUACAAAGUGCCAAAUUAUACAAGUGAAACCCUCUGUCAGAUAAAAACACGUUUACCCUUUAUGUAUAUAUUUGAUACCUAAGACAAUAUAGAUAUUGAAUUUCAUGUUUCCACAUUGGUGAAGGUGUCUGACCUGAUUUUUGUCAGUAAAUAUCCUUUUUAUAUUAUAUUUUGUUGUAUUUAGAAUUGUUAUGGUAUAUUUUUGCUAAGUGUUAUAAAACUAUAAUACUUAUUGAACAGAAUCUGAAAAAAGAUCCAUUAUAUGUGUUCUGUAUGAAGAUCAGAUACUGAUAACACCAAAAUGUGCGUAGCUACGUGUAAUUUGCUAUGUCACAUAUUCUAUAUAUACUGUCAUCUCUGUGUAUUAAUAUGAUUGGGGAUUAACACUGCUUUUUUCAUACAUAUUCAGAGGCCAAUGUGAGUUGGAGUGGUUACUAAUAUAUUCUUAUCCUUAAUGGUAUAUCAUCCCAAGUGUAUAAUAUCUGGUAUUGUUUAACAGUCUUAUCUUAACCUGCCCUAGCAACAUGCUAAUAUACUCGUUGCCGUGCAGUAAUUCCGAUUUCUGAAUGAGAGCUGCCGUCUAGCGUUACUGGGGCAGACAUAAAGUACAUUGUUUUCUGUGUGACAUUAAAAAAAUUGUUUAUGGCAAACUCAAUAAUGAGUUGAUUUCCAAUUAAAUGACAUUUAAAAAUGGAAUUUAUUUUGUACACUGUGGUUAAAAUAUUUUAUAAGGUGUGUCAAAGUGAAUUUUCCACAUAUAGAAAUGUAUUAGUCCUUUGUAUAGCUACAUUUAUUAAGAUUUGAUUAAUUUAUCUGCAGUUGUGUAAAGAGAUAUGAAACCCAGUUUUUUUUCUUUCAUUAUUCGCAUAGAGCUUUUUCCCAUUUAUUUAUCUAAAUUUUGUUCUCUUUGUAUCCUUUGUGGAAAAAUAUACCUAGGUAGGCUCUGAAGCUGCUGAUUGGUGACUGCACAAAUAUGUAUCUUGUCAUUGUAGUGCAUUACUGUUCGUUCAACAAAGGAUACCAAGAGACUUUUAAGUCUGUCUGCUCAUACGUUACCUAUGAAAGCAAUAUACAGUGUUCACUGCUUGUAAACAUGAAUUACUUGUACAGAUUACAGGUAAAAUACUCCAUUGACAAACUGAUAUAAUAUAGAAUAUUGUUUUGAUAUAAAUCAGUUUGCUUGAGAUAAACUUCCCAAAUUCACAUGCUGAAUUUUAUCAAACAUACAGGUUAAUCACAGUCUAUUAGAGCCCAUAAUAUUCAGUUUAUGUCAUUUGUUCUUAUGUUUUCUGGUGAAUUGUGUUAAAAUAGAAAUACUGUUUGAUUUGCUGCUUAAUAUGACUACACAAACAUCUGAUGCUAUAUUAAUAUUCAUUGUCUAACUCAUAUAAAUCAGACCCAUAUCGGUUUAUAUAAGGACUGCUAUUUGUGUCAAAUGUCUUCUUUUCAUUCUGAGAACAAUUAGGGCUCAGUUCAUUACAUAUUUCUCUAUAUAAUAAAUUCUACAGACACUAUAAAUGUUCAUAUGGUUUGCUGACCUGUCUAGUUACCUGUUCAGUUAUCUCAGCAGUAUUGCCACAGUACUUUAGGGACACAAAUAUCUUUGGAGGUGACCAAGUCUAGAUAGCUCCACCGUUAGCUAAUCUUACAAGAUAAAACACAUUAUUACACAUUUGUAAGGAACAUCUCAUGACACUGGUGCUAGAAAGUUAUAGCAUCUAUACAAUUUGUAUUUGUAAGUGGUCUGCAAAAUGAUACAUGAAGGAAUUAUAUUAUAGUGUAAUACAUUGUAGACCAUCAAUAUAUCACCAUCAGAACAAAACGGAGCAACAUUUAAGUGCUGCAUUUGCACCAGUAACUUUUGAAAUGUGACUUGUUACUUUCAGUAUCUGUGUGUGCUGUAUUUCAAAUAAGUGUUUCCGCUUUUUAGUAUUGAAUUUUAAUAUGCAACUAGACAGGAGAUUCUGUGUCCCGUAACAAAAGCCAAAGACAAUGAAUUACUACCAAAAUAUUGAUAGCACUUUAAUGUUAGAAGAGACAUUCUCAGCUGGGCUAUGCAAGUCUAUAUAUGUUCAUUUAUGGUGGUCUGUUCCAUAUGACUGUGUAUAAUUGCUUAUUUCUAUAGUUGAUAUAUCGAUGAUAUAUUUCAAUAGGUUUAUUUGAAAGUAAAGAAAGUGCCUUAAAUAUAAUAGAUAUGUGUUUUAUGUUUAAUAUACUCAUAUCUUUCCUCUUCACGUUUGCAGUUUAACUAAUUUUGUUGCCAAAAAUGAUUUAUAGUUCUAACGGUCUGUAUUCUUUGUUUUGUUUUCGAAAUCAGAAAAUGUUCAUUCCAGCGCAUUCAAUUUGUUUGUCAGUUUGUAAUUUAAAAGUAAAACAAUUAAAACAAAUUCUUUACUUUAAAA